Messenger RNA from Globicephala melas (long-finned pilot whale), 2861 nucleotides. RefSeq names its product nucleoredoxin (gene NXN). NCBI's taxonomy places the organism in Eukaryota, Metazoa, Chordata, Mammalia, Artiodactyla, Delphinidae. The record is from RefSeq and is a predicted model, not a curated record. Gene Ontology annotation, biological process: negative regulation of Wnt signaling pathway; negative regulation of protein ubiquitination. Gene Ontology annotation, molecular function: thioredoxin-disulfide reductase (NADPH) activity. Gene Ontology annotation, cellular component: nucleus.
UCUGCCCGCCGCGCGGACCGAGGGAGCGCGGUCGCCGCCGCCUGCCUGCCCGGGUGCCCGCGUGCCCGGGCAGCGGUGGGCCAGGAUGUCGGGUUUCCUGGAGGAGCUGUUGGGAGAGAAGCUGGUGACGGGCGGCGGCGAGGAGGUGGACGUGCACUCGUUGGCUGCCCGCGGCAUCUCGCUGCUCGGGCUCUACUUCGGCUGUAGCCUGAGCGCCCCCUGCGCGCAGCUCAGCGCCAGCCUGGCCGCCUUCUACGGCCGCCUGCGGGGGGACGCGGCGGCCGGGCCAGGGGCUGGGGCCGGCCCGGGGCCGGGGGCCGGGGCGGCGGCGGAACCCGAGUCGCGGCGUCGCCUGGAGAUUGUCUUCGUGUCCUCGGACCAGGACCAGCGGCAGUGGCAGGACUUCGUGCGGGACAUGCCGUGGUUGGCGCUGCCCUACAAGGAGAAGCACAGGAAGCUUAAACUUUGGAACAAAUAUCGAAUUUCCAACAUUCCAUCACUAAUAUUCUUAGACGCCACCACCGGGAAGGUCGUGUGCAGGAAUGGGCUGCUGGUGAUCCGCGAUGACCCAGAGGGUUUGGAAUUCCCUUGGGGGCCUAAACCCUUCAGGGAAGUCAUUGCAGGGCCCUUGCUUAGAAAUAAUGGGCAGUCCCUGGAGAGCAGCAGCCUGGAGGGGUCUCACGUGGGAGUCUAUUUCUCUGCACACUGGUGUCCACCCUGCCGAAGCCUCACCCGGGUCCUGGUGGAAUCCUACCGGAAGAUCAAGGAGGCAGGCCAGAAAUUCGAGAUCAUCUUUGUUAGUGCAGACAGGUCAGAGGACUCAUUCAAACAGUACUUCAGUGAGAUGCCGUGGCUCGCAGUUCCCUACACCGACGAGGCCCGGCGGUCGCGCCUCAACCGGCUGUAUGGAAUCCAAGGCAUCCCCACCCUCAUUGUGCUGGACCCACAGGGGGAGGUGAUCACGCGGCAGGGGCGGGUGGAGGUGCUGAACGACGAGGACUGCAGGGGCUUCCCGUGGCACCCCAAGCCCGUGCUGGAGCUCUCCGACUCCAACGCCGUGCAGCUCAACGAGGGCCCCUGCCUCGUCCUUUUUGUAGAUUCUGAGGAUGACGGGGAGUCCGAGGCGGCCAAGCAGCUGAUCCAGCCCAUAGCUGAGAAGAUCAUCGCCAAGUACAAAGCCAAAGAGGAGGAGGCGCCGCUUCUGUUCUUUGUGGCGGGGGAGGAUGACAUGACCGACUCCCUGCGAGAUUACACCAACCUGCCCGAGGCUGCCCCUUUGCUCACCAUUCUGGACAUGUCAGCCCGGGCCAAGUACGUGAUGGACGUGGAGGAGAUCACCCCUGCCAUUGUGGAGGCCUUUGUGAAUGACUUCCUAGCAGAAAAGCUCAAACCAGAGCCCAUCUAAUCGGGCUCCCGCUUCCCGGGAUGUUAUUUAAAACGCAUUCUUCUCCUCCCCCUCCCCCGCCCUUCCCUCCACCCUUGGACUUUCCCAGGGUGUCCCGAAUCACACAGCCCAAGUGUCCAACCUCUCUGUGGUGCCUUGUUUUCUGCAUUAACUCCUCAGCUAGCACCCUAGGGUGCGCAUCCUCUCCAGCAGCAGAAGAACCUCCGUGUUUGGAGACUCUGCUUGGGAUUCGCGGGGCUGGCAUAACCCAGCCCGAACUGGGACUGCAGCCUUCUCUUGGUCCCUAGCUCUUGGUGAGGUAUUUGCCAGGGUGUUCUUCUGUCAAGUGGGCACCAAGGGACAGAGCAUCGGUGCUCUGGCUCUGCCUUAGGUGCCGGCACGUACGAGCAGAGCCCGAGGGUUCAGAGGCGCACGCGCGGCGGGUGGAACAGGGAGAGGGCGGCAGCCGCGGAGGCCCCGUGCAGAGCUGCUGGCGAGGACGUCCUUUCCUAAUUGACUUGGUCUGCCUUGGUCUGAGGGAAAAACACCAGCUUGUCAGCCGGUUCUCGGGCAGGGGCUCUCCAGCCCUCAAAGGAAGUUUGUGUUCUUUUCUGGUGAGGAAGAGAGUAGCUACGGUAAUGAUUCCCGUACUAAUUGCUUACUUUGAUGGAGCGCCUCCCAUGUGAUAAGAAGGAGCUGCUCAUUCCUUCCUUCUAGCUCUUUCUUCCUUGAUCUUGACCUUCUCCCAGUUUCUACCUUCUCAGAUGAACAGCCCCUACAAUCUUGGAAUGUUGUUACUAAGUUCUCCCCCUUGGACAUCUUCCCAAGAAGACGCAGCGGUCCUGUGUUCCCGGAGGAGCACCGCUCACCAGCUCAGACCUGACUCAGCCCGGCUCUGGGCCUGGGGCCGCUGGAGCUCUGCUGAGGUGCUCUUGCCCACCCUUGGUCACCCCUGCAUUCCCUUUUCUUCUCAAAGCAGAACUUAAAAGAGACAAAAAAAUUACCAGAAGCCUAGCUUUUUCCUAAGAACCUACAGAAAGGGCUGUGCCCUGAGGUGGGAGUGCAGGCCAAAAACAGGUCAGCUAAGAGUAGGCCCUGGGUCCGCUCUGCCGGGCCCAGCUCGGCUCCUUGUUUGGGCUGAACUGACCACAGAAAGGAAGCUAACAGCUGUGCUCUUAGGAUUUGGGAUGGAAGGCUUUGCCUAGGGCCUCACAGGGUUUCAGCCUAUCUCAGUCAGAAGUCAGGGCCUUUAAAAGAAUCUCAGGCCUCACCCCUGGCUCCACUCACAGCCAAUCAAGACCAUUUAUUUGGAAAACCCAGCCCCCUCCAAUUAGCUGUUGACAUGUUGCUCCUUGCUGAGUGGGAUUGUUGAUUUGUAGUUCAGAGGUACAAAUUUAGUUGGUAAUUAGACUGUCACUGUUACCAGCCUGAAAUGCAGUCACCUAGUAAGAAAUAAAACAGGCAUCUCUGGACGUUA